AUGUCAUUGUUAAAGAAUCAGUAACUUUAAAAAGAAGCAAUUUAAAACUUUUCAAGAUCAUCUUCACCUGUAAGUAAACCAACAGGUAGAUAAGGGGAGUAUAGUCCCUAUUCAAGUUAAAGCGCUAUUUAAAAAAUAUUCUAUUGUCCAGUUCAUCCUGAAGAGAAAGUAGUUAGUUUUUGUAAGCUAGCAGAAUGUGAAUAUAAAUCAAGACUCCUAUGUAGUAUAUGUUAAGCAUAUGAACAUUUUCAUAGCGAAGUAUUUGCAGUACCUUUAGAACCUAUAAUAACUGGAUAGUAUAAAAAAGUAAAAAGAAUAUUUUAUCCUUAUUAUGAUUAAAUUGAAAAGAAACAAGAUGUGGAAAAAACUAUUUCAAUGAUAAACACUAGAUUAGAUCAAUAUUUAAAAGAGUACACUCAACUCAUAGAAGAUUGUAGAUAAAAUUUGCUAGAAUAGAUGAAGAAAUAUAGAGAAGAAACUCUUUUUUUAGAAGGUUUAUUAUCAGAAGUUAAAUAAAGUUAUGAGCUAAGCUAAGACAAUCGUAGAUUGGUUGAAAAUACAAUUGUAGGAGUACUAAAAAAAUUUGAAGAAAAGAAUUCAUCAUAGGAUCCUUUUAGGAUAAAAAUUAUAAGUGAUUAGUUAGGUGAAGAUCUAGAAAAUGUCUUAGAUUAUUUGAAAGAUUCCUCUUAGAGCAUGAUUACUGGUUUAAAAAUGACAAAAGACCACACUGUUAAACAAGCUUUAAACUUCAAAUUUUCUGGUAGUUUAAAAGCUCCUUCUAUUUAGUUAAAAGGUUAAAUGCAAGCUAUAAAUACAAUAAGAGAAAAAGAAAAUCAUAAAUUUGCAAUGCUUGAGCCUCGAUUGCCAUUCGAUAGAAGAGUAGCAAUCAGAUUUAAGGUUUUAAAUAUAUCAAACUAUGUAGGUUUUGGGAUUGGGUUAAGAAGUGUAAUAUAAACUAAAUAAAACUUUGAAUUAAAACAUUAUGGUCUUAAUAAAGUUGGAUGCUAUAUGCUUUAUUAUCAUUAGUAUACUCUAUCUCAUACAGACGAGUCUGUAAAUAUAUAAUAUGAGGGAUUUUAAUUUUAUAAAGGUGAUUAAAUAGAUUUAGUAUUUGAUCCUAAUAAAAAGUUAUUAAAAAUCGUUAAAAACAACAACGAAGCUUAAUUUACUUUUAAAAUACAGUUACCAGAAAAUGAUUACCUUCAUGCUAUGGUAUCUUUAUCAGAUAAAACAGAUGAAGUAGCUAUUAUUGAAACAAUUAUUGACGAAGAGUGA
Molecule: messenger RNA, 1275 nt
Organism: Tetrahymena thermophila SB210
Lineage: Eukaryota; Ciliophora; Oligohymenophorea; Hymenostomatida; Tetrahymenidae
Exons: 1
Source: RefSeq, a predicted model, not a curated record